This is a messenger RNA of Funneliformis caledonium, 126 nucleotides long. NCBI's taxonomy places the organism in Eukaryota, Fungi, Glomeromycota, Glomeromycetes, Glomerales, Glomeraceae. The record is from the annotation of a GenBank genome assembly.
AUGUCGGAGUUCACCAUUGUGGAUAUUUCAGUUAAACAAGAUGAUGACGUAACAAAUGAAUUGUGGUCAUUUCAUCGACCUUGCAUCAACCCGAUUUGCGCAUUUAAGAAAGGACAUUGCCGAUGA